CGGCCUCGGCGCCCUGCCCCCGCCCCGGUUAAUUAUAUAAGUGCCCCCUCUGCGCAUCUAUAGAUUUCAGCAUUGCCUCUGACCGGAAGAAGAUCCCGGAAGCAACCAAAUCAGAAGCAGAAGCUUAUUAGCUAGUAGUAAGUAGUUUGCACUAGCACGCAGCUGCGUGUUGUGCUGUGUUGUGUCGAUCCAGUUCUUGAUCGAUCUCUCACAACCUCUGCGUAGCUCAUCGGUUAAUAAAUCCAUCUGGGAUUAUCGUAGAUAAGACAUAUAGCAAGGAGUGCAUACUAUACAUAUUGGUAGCAGCAGCUAGUAGCUGCUAGUGAUCGAGCGGUCUCGGUCAUGGAGGCGCUGAGCGGGCGGGUAGGGGUGAAGUGCGGGCGGUGGAACCCUACGGCGGAGCAGGUGAAGGUCCUGACGGAGCUCUUCCGCGCGGGGCUGCGGACGCCCAGCACGGAGCAGAUCCAGCGCAUCUCCACCCACCUCAGCGCCUUCGGCAAGGUGGAGAGCAAGAACGUCUUCUACUGGUUCCAGAACCACAAGGCCCGAGAGCGCCACCACCACAAGAAGCGCCGCCGCGGCGCCUCAUCCCCUGACAGCGGCAGCGGCAGCGGCAGCAACGAGGAAGACGCCGUCGGGCGCGCCGCCUCCCACGAGGCGGUCGUCGAACCCGACCUCGUGCUGCAGCCGCCGGAGAGCAAGCGGGAAGCCAGGAGCUACAGCCACCAUCACCGGCUCCUGACAUGCUACGUGAGGGACGUGGUGGAGCAGCAGGCGGCCGAGGCGCUGUGGGAGCGGCCGACGAGGGAGGUGGAGACGUUGGAGCUCUUCCCCCUCAAGUCCUACGUCGACCUCGAGGCGGAGAAGGUCCGAUACGUCAGGAGCAGCGCCAGCGAGCAGUGCAGGGAGUUCUCCUUCUUCGACGUCGCCGCCGGCCGGGAUCCGCCGCUGGAGCUCAGGCUCUGCAGCUUCGGCCCCUAGACCGGCGGGCGCAUGCACGUAGUGUGUUGGGCCUUGUCGCGCGCGCGCAUCAUUGUGUAGUCCUUGAUUCUAGCUACCGACAUGAAAAGGUGUAGGAGUUGAGAUACAGCAUAAUUUGUACGCUCUACCGACGUGUUGCAUGGAGAGGAUCUGGGAGGAUCAGGGAAAGAGCACGCCGAUGAAAUUUCAGUUUGCCUUUCCUUGAUCUUUUCAUCAUGAGAUUGGGAUGUACUACUACUUCUUUUCGUUCUUUUCUGCUGCCUAUGCAUGGCAUACUAAAAUUAACCCUGUU
Messenger RNA from Setaria italica (foxtail millet), 1273 nucleotides. RefSeq names its product WUSCHEL-related homeobox 9. The record is from RefSeq and is a predicted model, not a curated record. The transcript has 2 exons. Gene Ontology annotation, molecular function: DNA-binding transcription factor activity; DNA binding. The coding region runs from base 343 to 981 and encodes 212 amino acids. Lineage: Eukaryota; Viridiplantae; Streptophyta; Magnoliopsida; Poales; Poaceae. Gene Ontology annotation, biological process: plant organ development.